AUGACGGUCGGACACACAGUAGGAAAAGAGAAGCGUCAAAAAAGCCGUGGUUGUGUCCUGCUGGGAGAGGAGUUCUUGAGUGAUCGCAAGCGCAGUGAAUGGCAAGGGGGCCUCUUGACUGGGGGUGCGGGCUGGGAUCUUGGGUUGGAUAGUGGUGGUACUAGUGGAAUGGUUGUGAACACGCUUGAAGCACCCCUUUGGUUCAUCUGCUUGCACAGACUCAAGGUAGAUGUGCUGAGAUGGUCCCUGUUCUUGGGUGUGAACCUUGAGGAAGAAACGAGGUUAAACUACGGAGCAAUGAGAGGUAACUUCUGGGAUGGUUCCAUAAAACAGGGCCUGACCACUCCCCUUGGUCUGAUUCACAAAAUCACUGCCGAAUGGUCGGAUGCGACAGAAAAAUCAUGUACAACCAACCAAUAG
This is a messenger RNA of Coccidioides immitis RS, 420 nucleotides long. RefSeq lists its product as uncharacterized. The transcript has 2 exons. The record is from RefSeq and is a predicted model, not a curated record. NCBI's taxonomy places the organism in Eukaryota, Fungi, Ascomycota, Eurotiomycetes, Onygenales, Onygenaceae. Bases 1 to 420 code for a protein of 139 amino acids.